AUGUUUGGAAAAGCUUGGCUCAUUUGUCACCAGCCACCACUGGGAGGCGCUCAUUGCAAUCCGUCGAAACUUCUGUCGGAUUUAAAGAACCCGGCGACUUUUAUUCGCACUCCUCACCAAGUCAUUCAUUGUUGUACAUCGCAACUUGUAGGUGGCAUUCCGUCAGGAAUGAUCGUAAGAGCCACUACACUCAUCUGCUGGCGAUUUCAACGACAUAAAGGCAUCCUGGAUGGAAAUCCAGCGCGUCGUAUCAGGCGGAAAUUUUGCAGCGGCGCUGGUAGAAGUCAUUCAACACAGCGCUUGGACUCAACACGUCGUUUAACCCACCAGAUACCGCGCAGGCCAACUACCGUCCCUCCUGGAUUUGGUCAUCACCAACGAAAGGCACUUCGUUGA
Opisthorchis viverrini is the source of this 396-nucleotide messenger RNA. RefSeq lists its product as hypothetical. Bases 1 to 396 code for a protein of 131 amino acids. The transcript is spliced from 3 exons. The record is from RefSeq and is a predicted model, not a curated record. NCBI's taxonomy places the organism in Eukaryota, Metazoa, Platyhelminthes, Trematoda, Opisthorchiida, Opisthorchiidae.